AUGUCUUCCGCGGAGAAAGGCUCUCCCGAAGCACCGCGACCACAACGCAUCCCUUACUGGCGCAUCCUGACCGACCAGGGUGUUGUCACACCUGAAAUAAUCGACUUUCCCUAUACUGGCGCCGGUACCGAAGAGUCGCCUUAUGUCGUCGAAUGGAUCCCCAAUGAUCCCCGCAAUCCUAUGGGAUUUUCCUCCGGCCUGAAAUGGACUUACACUAUUCUGGUCGCAUUUGCGACAUUUGCAGUUUCGCUAUCGUCCUCGGCGUAUGCAGGCGGAAUGAAUGAAGUCCUCAAAGAUUUGGAUGUUGGCGAGGAAGUUGCAACUCUGGGAGUGAGCUUGUUCGUUCUGGGCUUUGCUGUCGGUCCUCUAAUCUGGGCUCCGUUAAGUGAGCUGGUUGGACGUCAGAUUGUGUUUGUGAUCACCUUCUUCUCCCUCUCUGCAUUCUGUGCGGGUGCAGCAGGCGCCCAGCAUGCCUACGUUCUUAUCAUCCUUCGCUUUUUCGCUGGUUCCUUUGGUUCAUCUCCCUUUUCCAACGCGGGUGGUGUCAUUGCUGAUAUCUUCACCGCGGAAAAACGUGGACUGGCUACGAGCCUGUUCGCUGGCGCACCGUUCCUUGGACCUACACUCGGCCCUGUUAUCGGAGGCUUCUUGGGAGAAAACGCUGGGUGGAGAUGGGUGCAAGGAUUCUUGGCUGUCUUCACAGGCCUGAUUUGGAUAUGCGAAACUCUCAUUGUUCCAGAAACUUACGCCCCCGUCUUGCUCCGGAAAAGAGCCGAGCGAUUGUCCAAACUUUCUGGAAAAGUCUAUCGCAGUCAGAUGGAUAUUGAUCGAGGAAAGGUUUCCGCCCGUGUUGCGUUCGGCACUGCGCUUAAACGACCAUGGAUUCUCCUUUUCUCCGAGCCUAUUGUUUUCUUGCUCUCACUUUACAUGGCUAUCGUGUACGGUACGCUAUAUAUGCUCUUCGAUGCCUUCCCAAUUGUCUUCCAAGAGGUUAGAGGCUGGAGUGAAGGAGUCGGCAGCUUGCCCUUCCUUGCUGUGAUGAUAGGAAUGAUGAUCGCUGUUGGUCUGAACAUGUUCGAUAACAAACGCUAUGUACGUAUCCACCAUAAGCACAACGGAUUUGCGCCACCGGAAGCACGUCUACCACCAACCAUGUAUGGUGGAUUAGCAAUUCCUAUCGGUCUAUUCUGGUUUGCGUGGACGAACUACUCAUCCAUUCCAUGGAUCGUCUGCGUGCUCGCAACAGCACCAUUCGGCUUUGGUAUGGUAUUUGUCUUCCUUGGAAUCAUGAAUUAUCUCAUUGAUGCAUACACCAUCUACGCGGCAUCUGUGCUGGCUGCCAAUUCCAUUAUCCGAUCAUGCUUUGGUGCUGUAUUCCCUCUUUUCACGACAUACAUGUUCAACAACCUGGGGAUUCACUGGGCAUCGAGCGUUCCCGCGUUCCUUUCUCUCGCAUGCGUCCCAUUCCCAUUCAUUUUCUACCACUAUGGACCGGCUAUCCGUCGCAAGUGCAAGUAUGCUUCUGAGGCGGAUGACUUUAUGCGUGCAUUGGCUAGAAAGGCCCAAGAAAAGGAGAUUGCGAUGGAGACCGAAGGCGUCUUAGCUGAAAAAUUGCAAGAGAACCAGGUUGCGGACGCCCCGAGAUUGUCCGUGGAUAACGAGUCAAUGUCUUCUCGUUCAUCUCUCGAAUCUACUGAAUUAUACGAAGCGAAUCCCUUUGAUAUCGACCGUGUGAAUACGCGCAACUCUGCCAUCACACAACAAUCAAAGACUGCUCAAGGUGGCGUGUCCAAAUUCUUUGGCUUCGGCCGCAAGUGA
Messenger RNA from Penicillium odoratum, 1818 nucleotides. Its product is annotated as MFS transporter. NCBI's taxonomy places the organism in Eukaryota, Fungi, Ascomycota, Eurotiomycetes, Eurotiales, Aspergillaceae. The record is from RefSeq and is a predicted model, not a curated record. Gene Ontology annotation, molecular function: transmembrane transporter activity. Bases 1 to 1818 code for a protein of 605 amino acids. Gene Ontology annotation, biological process: transmembrane transport. The transcript has a single exon.